AUGGAUCAUAUGAAUAUGAGUGGAGGUGAGGUCGUAGACUGGGUCGACGAUCAUAAGACUGAGCUUCUUCUUGCUGUAUAUGAGGGUAAUUUAGCUAGAAUUCAAUAUCUGUUAGAUGUUGAAGGUGUUCAUGUUGAUUCAUCUGAUGAUGAUGAUGUUACAGCAGUUCAGAUUGCAGCUUUUAUGGGCAACAAUAUGUUGGUUAGCUAUUUACUUGAUCGAGGAGCAGACUUAGAAUCAACUAGUCAAGUUGGUAUGACACCUUUCUUGCAUGCUUGUCGAGAAGGAAAGCUGUCUGUUAUCGAUACAUUACUACAACGUGGAGCUGAUAUACAUAAAUGCUCUGGAUUAGGAGCUAACGCUUUAACAUUAGCAGCAGCUGGAGCUCAUAUGGAUGUGGUAAAGAAGCUUGUCAGCUUAGGUGUAGGAACAUCUCAACCGACAUCGCAUGGCAUAUGCCCGACCCCCUUAAUAGCAGCAGCUUUUCGUAACAGCCCACAGAUCUGUGGUUUUCUUAUUUUGAGAAAGGCAGCUGCCGUCGAUGAAACGAUGGAUUCACUACUGGGGUUAUCCGCUUUAUCUUGUACAGUCAUGUGUUCAACAACAACAGUCGUCUUUUCAGCUUUAUUAGAUUUAGGAGCUGAGCCACGUAAAAGAACCUUAAAAAACAAAACAGCCUAUGAGUUAGCUCGUAUGAGGAAUCGACAAGAAUUCGAAAUAAUCUUGAAUAGUAAAAUGAGAAAACGCUAUGAUGUAAAUUUUAUUGAUGUUAGACAAUUCAUCUUGGAAGAAUGCACUGGAAGUGCUGGAUUGAAAGCUCGCAAAGAUGAUGUGCUACCUGAUGGCAGUACGCCAAUCUUCUUUGCAACAUCCAUUGGAAAUUCAACAAUGGUUUCUGAGUUACUUAACAUGUCUGUCCAAACACACAUAGCUGAACCAAAAUACGGAUUAUUACCAAUUCAAAUAUCAUCCAUGUUACAAUUAGAUACUAUCACGACAAUGUUAUUGCCCUUAAGUAAUAUAUGUUAUACGAAUAAUCAACAAAUGACAUGUUUUGAUUAUUAUAUUUCAACUUUAAAUGAUCAUGACGCGGGUAUGAGGGCAAAGAUUCAUUGCUUUAAACCUCAAAAGUUAGAAGCCAAAUUUAAUUUAAGCUCAAGCUCCAAUUCAUUUACAAAGGCUUUACUAUCUAAAGUUGCGUCACAGUUUUCAAAUGAGAAAUCAAGUGAACAGUCAAGCAUAUCCAUGACUGAUUGGAGAGAUGCUCGGCUUCAUCUGAUGCCAGUUGAAGGACGUAAUAACAAGAAAUUGAUCUUAACUGAACAACUCUUACAUCGAACAAAGGCUUUAUCACCCAAACGAACUAACACUUUGGAUACUGUAAUGGAAGUUAUACGCAAUUUAGCAGCUGAAGCUCAAACAUUUGAAGUUAAUUGUUUUUAUGAUUAUUAUGUUGGUAAUGGAGAGGAAGGAGAUGAUGAAGCGAAUACGGAAAAGCAAAAAAGCCAUUACGAUUCAGCUCUAAUGUUCUCAAGCCUAUACGGAUAUCAGCCGAAGCCAUCAAUAAUAGUUCCUUCAUCGUCAUCAGCAUCAUCUAUACGUAACUAUCCUAUAGUUAUUCAUAAGCGAGAUAUAAGUGAUCCAAGCAGUAGCUUAGGUCGUAAAACAAGAACAUUAUCAUUAUAUGAAGUUCCAUCAACAAAUCAAUCACGUACAACACCUCGUAUGUUAAAGAAGACUCGAGAUCAGACAUCAAAUGAUGAUUCAACAAAUAAAAUAAUUUCAAAUUACCAUAUAAGAGCUCCCCGAGCACAACCUUCUCGACCAAAUGUCCAUGAUAUGCCACGUUAUACAUCAUAA
Molecule: messenger RNA, 1860 nt
Organism: Auanema sp. JU1783
Lineage: Eukaryota; Metazoa; Nematoda; Chromadorea; Rhabditida; Rhabditidae
Source: the annotation of a GenBank genome assembly